Messenger RNA from Lycium ferocissimum, 2216 nucleotides. RefSeq names its product protein WVD2-like 7. The record is from RefSeq and is a predicted model, not a curated record. NCBI's taxonomy places the organism in Eukaryota, Viridiplantae, Streptophyta, Magnoliopsida, Solanales, Solanaceae. The coding region runs from base 707 to 2080 and encodes 457 amino acids. The transcript is spliced from 6 exons.
AAUUUUAAGCAACCCAACUCUACUGGUUGUUCUUUGUUUCCUUCUCAUUCAUCAUAUCUAUGUUGAUGAUAAAGGUUAUGAUGAUUUUUUAGCAGUUUCUAGAAGACCUGGAAACUGAUACUUUUUAUUUUAUUUUGUUUUCAUCUUUUUCUUCUAAUGUAAUGUAGAAAACACAGCACAUGGGCAUGCAUUGACUGGUGGCAAUUGUCCUACUCUUCUUUCUGUCUUCAUUUCUUUGAUCUAACUUAUUUUCUGGCUUUAUCAACUGCACAGACCAUUAUGUCUACAUUGCAAAUUAGUAAUUCUUGAUUCUGGCAUUAUUGGAUAAAUCCAUUGUGGAAACUUAAAGAGGUAUGAAAUUUAUCUUUUUUUAUUAUUUUGAAGUGGCCCAUUUAAUUUAUUUCAGAUAAUGGGGCAUGGAUUCAUAUAGUAGUUGCUAUUAUUAUUCUUUAAAAGUUUUUUGUUUGUUGGUGAUUAUUGAUUGAUUACCCCCUCACUACUGGAGAUUUAGAUGUUCUUUGGUUUUUUGGUUUCCCCGGUGUCCGGUAGGGCGUUACUAAAUCCAGAUUUGCGCUGGGAAGUCCCACAUUGGGGGGCAAAGGGCUCCCUAACAAAGGCGACUCCGUACCCACGGAGAUUUAGAUGUUCUUCUUUUUAAAUCUUAGUGAGUUGUCAUUUUUAUUUUAUUUUGUGUGUUGAUGAACAGAUGGGUGAUACACUUGAAGUAUCAGUUUCAUUUGGAAGGUAUGAGAAUGAUGAUGCACUUUCUUGGGGGAAAUGGUCAUCUUUUUCACCAAACAAGUAUUUGGAAGAAGCUCAGAAGUGUAAAACAACUGGAUCAGUAGCACAAAAGAAGGCCUAUUUUGAAGCACAUUACAAGAAAAUUGCUGCUAAGAAAAUGGAGCAAAUAGAAAAGGAAAAAAAGGAACAAUUGGAGCAAGCAAAGCAAAUUGAAUCUUUGGAUGAACCCCAUUUCCAAGAUCAUAGUGAAAGCACACAGUUUUGUGAUAGUCGCUUUGGUUUAUCCAAUGGUGAAGAGGAAAAGACAAGAGUUGAUAUGAAUAAUAAUGAUGUUGUAGAUGAGCCAAAAGUGGAUGUUUCUCUUGAUAUGGAAGGGACAAUCUUGGAAACAAGUGACAAUGGAGAAGUUCCCAAGGUUGAAGAACAGAAUUUUGAAAGAGGAUCUCAAGAUAAUCUGAAAGAGAUUCCACAAGUGGAUAAUGCGGAAAGAAGCUCCUCUGCAAAGAAAAGCAAAACCCCUAAACCGAAUUUGAAGAACACAGCUCGAAAGGUACAUCCAACUUCAGAGGACAGAAUAUCUGCUGGAACAAAGAAGAAGCCUGUAUCACCUGUGACAAAAUCUUCAAGAAUUUCCACUCCAACUUCAAAACCGGUACCAACUUCCAAGGUCAUUUCUUCGUCUCAACCAUCAGUGAAGAAGGUGAAUGGGUUGUCAUAUCAAAGAAGCAGCAAUGCUCCUAUUGCACAAAGCAAUAAACUACUUUCUAGAUCAAUCAAUUCGCCUUCUCAAUCCUCGACAAAAAAGUUGAAUGGUUCAACAUUGCAAAGGAGAAAAAAUUCUCCCAUUCUAGAGAACAAGAGGAUAGCUCCCACAUCAAUGCACAUGUCUCUCAGUCUAGGUCCACCAAAUUCUACAGCUUCUACUACUACAAUGAGAAAAUCAUUGAUCAUGGAAAGAAUGGGGGAUAAGGACAUUGUUAAGCGAGCAUUCAAGGCAUUCCAAAACAAUUUCAACCAAGGAAAACCCGAAGUAGAUAUGAGAUAUGGUGGAUCAAAGAAGGUAUUGCCUAAGGGAUCAGAGAAAAAGAUUUCAGCUUCUCCGACUCCGAGAAAGGAGGUUGAGAGAUUAAGGAAGACAUCAGAUAAGAUAAUCACUCAAAAAUGCCAAUCAGGGACUAGAUCAAACUCUCUGUUAUCUGGGGCGCCUAAAGAUGCUGGUAUAGAUAGGAAAAAGGCGAACACUGUCAGACCUGCUGGCACAAGAACUGACAGAUCAACUGAUAAAUUGAAGGAGGAUAUCACCAAAGGUAAGAUCCACCGUCCUGGAUCAAAUAGGUGAAGUUAAUACAUGAACUUCAGCAUUAUCAUGAUAUUUUCGUAGAUGAAUUGUUCCCCUCGAUGAGUUAAGCUCGCAUGAAGAUGAACAAACAUCUGAAGAAUUUACUGAGUUUAUUAAAGAGCAAGAGAAAUCAUGU